GAAGGAACCCCAAGAAGAGGAGGCAGAGCCUAUAGUCAUGGGGCCAGAAGCCAAGGAACACCUGGAGUCCCCAAAAGCUGGAAGAGCCAGGAAGACCCCUCCCUAGACCUUCAGAGAGAGUACAGCCCUGCCGCCUCCUGGAUUUCAGACUGGCAUCCAGACUGUGAGAAGAUAAAUUAUUCCUGCAUGAGCCAUCAGUGUGUGACACUUUGCUUUAGUCACCUCAGGACACUGGUGCAAAGUGUCUCUGCAGGUCUGAGUGCAAGGCGGGGGCUGGGGGAUCUGCACCCACCCCGGUGUCUGCUUGACUUUGGUGGGUGAGGGGUGAGCCUGGGGUUGAUGCCCUCACUGUUCCUAGCCACCUGUCUUCUGCUCAUGGAGUACUUCCUGAGGGUGGGUCAUGCCUGACCCCUGCCACCCUCUUCCUGGGUCUGUGGUACCUGCCCUCUCCUGUGGUUCUUGAGGUGGGAUCUGAGGCUGGGCCACAGGGAAGCCAGGAGACUCUGCUUGUUGUUCAGGGGCUGCUGGGCCCCCGUGCCCUGUUCCCAGCUGGCGUGGAUGAAGUGGGCCCUAGAGCUGUGUCUGUGGUGGAGACCUCCCUCCCCCCCCCAGCCAUUCGGACCAUGGUGCCUGGAGGGCUUCGGCGUAGGGGCCACUCCAAGCUGGCCCCGCCUGCUGUCACAGAGGAACUAACAGCAGCAGGACAGGCGGCCAGGGCCUCCCCGCCCCCAGCAGAGGAAGCCGGCAGAGGAAAUGAGGGCGGCGGACGCGGGCCGGAGCCAGUUCCCAGGCCGCCUGUCUGAGUGGACGGUUGCCCGAGGACUGUCACAGUGGCGUCCCCUGCCUUACUGUGCCUGGGUCGGGGGCCAGGGCAUCAGGGUGCAGUGAGGGUGGGGGGUCCUCCUGAGUUUCACUGUGGGGUGGGGUGCAGUUGGAGCCACGCGGGAGCCACGCCCAAAGCCGACGACGCCCCGCUCAGUGAGCUCUCCUGGUCGUCCUCCCUUGCUGUGGUGGCUGUGUCUUUCUCUGGGCUCUUCACUGUCAUCGUCCUCAUGCUGGCUUGCCUGUGCUGUAAGAAGGGUGGCAUCGGGUUCAAGGAGUUUGAGAAUGCUGAGGGAGACGAGUAUGUGGUGCAGGGCUCGCCGGCUGCAGCAGCGCAGAACGGGCCUGAUGUGUAUGUCCUGCCACUCACUGAGGUCUCCUUGCCCAUGGCCAAGCAGCCUGGCCGCUCAGUGCAGCUCCUCAAGUCCACAGACCUUGGCCGGCACAGCCUCCUGUACUUGAAGGAGAUCGGCCACGGCUGGUUCGGGAAGGUGUUCCUGGGGGAAGUGCACUCGGGCGUCAGCAGCACCCAGGUGGUGGUGAAGGAGCUGAAGGUGAGCGCCAGUGUGCAGGAGCAGAUGCAGUUCCUGGAGGAGGCACAGCCCUACAGGGCCCUGCAGCACAGCAACCUGCUCCAGUGCCUGGCCCAGUGCUCCGAGGUGACACCCUACCUUCUGGUUAUGGAGUUCUGCCCACUGGGGGACCUCAAGGGUUACCUGCGGAGCUGCCGGGCGGCAGAGUCCAUGGUGCCUGACCCUCUGACCUUGCAACGCAUGGCCUGUGAGGUGACCUGUGGUGUCCUACACCUGCAUCGCAACAACUAUGUGCACAGUGACCUGGCUCUGCGAAACUGCCUGCUCACAGGCGAUCUGACGGUGAAGAUUGGUGACUAUGGCCUGUCUCACUGCAAAUACAGGGAGGACUACUUCGUGACUGCCGACCAGCUGUGGGUGCCCCUGCGCUGGAUCGCACCAGAGCUGGUGGAUGAAGUGCAUGGUAACCUGCUCGUGGUGGACCAGACCAAGACGAGCAACGUGUGGUCCCUUGGUGUGACCAUCUGGGAGCUCUUCGAGUUGGGUGCACAACCCUACUCCCAGCACUCAGACCGGCAGGUGCUGGCUUACGCCGUCCGAGAGCAACAGCUGAAGCUGCCCAAGCCCCAGCUGCAGCUGACUCUGUCUGACCGCUGGUACGAGGUGAUGCAGUUCUGCUGGCUGCAACCAGAGCAGCGGCCCACGGCGGAGGAGGUGCACCUGCUGCUGUCUUACCUGUGCGCCAAGGGCACCACAGAGGCGGAGGAGGAAUUCGAACGGCGCUGGCGCUCGCUGCGGCCCGGUGGAGGCGGCGGUGGCAGCAUGGACCCCGGGCAGGGCGCGGCAGGCCUUGCACUGGGCGGCGCAUCCGAGCUCGCUGCCGCCUCCUCCUUCCCGCUGCUGGAGCAGUUCGCGGGCGACGGCUUCCACGCGGACGGCGACGACGUGCUGACGGUGACCGAGACGAGCCGCGGCCUCAACUUCGAGUACAAGUGGGAGGCGGGCCGGGGCGUCGAGCCCUUCCCUCCGCCGGGGGCCGCGCCGAGCCCGGGCCGCGCCGCGCGCCUGCAGGAGCUGUGCGCCCCCGAUGGCGCACCGCCGGGCGUGGUGCCCGUGCUCAGCGCGCACAGCCCCUCCCUGGGCAGCGAGUACUUCAUCCGCCUGGAGGAGGCCGUGCCCGCCGCCGGCCACGACCCCGACUGCUCGGGCUGCGCCCCCAGCCCCCGAGACGCCCCGGACCAAGACUACGACUCAGACGGCAGCACCACCGCCUCUCUGGCCAUGGAGCCGCUACUGGGCCACACGCCUCCCGCCGAGGGCCCGUGGAGCCGCUGCGACCACUACCCGUGCAGGAGCCGUGUCAGGGACCCGCCCUGCCCUUCUCGCUCGCCCUCUCCUGGGACCCCGAUGCUGUCUGAGACUGGAGCUGAUGACACAGACUGGGGCGUGGCCUUCUGCCCGCCCUUCGAGGAUCCACUGGGAGCCUCUCCCUCCGGGAGCUCUGGGGCCCAGCCAUCCUGGGGCGAGGAGGAACUGGAGGAGGCUGAGGCCCAAAGGGCUGCACAGCGUGGACACUGGAGCUCCAACGUAUCAGCCAACAAUAACAGUGCCAGCCGUGACCCAGACUCCUGGGACCCCGGCUAUGUGGGUAGCUUCACAGACAGCUUCAUGGAUGACUGCCCCAGCCUAAACCAGACCCCACAGGCCUCCCCUGAGCUGGGCCACCUCCUGGCCCAGGAGGACCCCAGAGAGCCUCUGAUCGUGCCACAGGCUGCCUCUGUUGGCCAGGAGCCAGGCCACUGCCUCCGCCUUCCCCUUCUGUGCCCUACCCAGGGCCUGGCACCUGCUGCCUGCCUGAUCACAUCCCCCUGGACAGAGGCAACUAUAUGUGGGGGUGACAACCCCCAGGUGGAACCCAAACUUGCCCAGGAAGCUGAGGGCAUCACUGGACCCCAGUUGCCCCUUCCUUCUGUCCCCUCUCCAUCCCAUGAAGGAGCCCCACUUCCCUCAGAGGAGGCCAGUGCCCCUGAUGCCAUGCCUGCCUCACCUACACCUGCUGCCAGCAGCCGGAUGACGGUCCCCGAACUGGCCCCUACCCUUGACAACAGCAGCAUGUCCCCCGAGCUGGAGGGACCCAGCAGCGAGGAUGAAGACACCACUGAGGCUACUUCAGGUGUCUUCACUGACUUGUCCAGCGACUGCCCACAGGCUGAGAAACCAGAUGUAGUUCCAGCCUUGCGCUCUCUGCAGAAGCAGGCGGGAACCCCUGACUCCCUGGACUCGCUGGACAUCCCAUCGGCAGCCAGUGAUGGUGGCUGUGAGGUCUUAAGCCCAUCAGCUGCUGGGCCCCCUGGUGGACAGCCCCGUGCCCUGGAUAGUGGCUAUGACACAGAGAACUAUGAGUCCCCUGAGUUUGUGCUAAAGGAGGCCCACGAGUCGAGUGAGCCUGGAGUCUUUGGAGAGCCGUCCUCUGAGGGUGAGACUCAGCUCCCCACCUCCCUUGGUGGCCUCAGUGAGAAGAACCCCUACCGAGACUCGGCUUAUUUCUCGGACCUAGAUGCAGAGUCCGAACCACUCCUGGGCCCUGAGAAGUGCAGUGGGGUCCAGACCUCCCAACUGGAACAGGGUCUGCAGAGCCCACAGGGUCCCGGGCAGCAGUCUGUGCAGGCUUCUCCUGGGCCUGGAGUGCUGGACAAGACACUGGUCCCUGGCUCUAGGGAGGCGCUGCUAUCACCUCUGCAGCCCAAGGAGCCUUCCCCAGAGCCAGGUGUCUGCUCAGACAGUUCUGGGCCAGAGCCUCCUGGAGCCCAGGGCCCAGCUGAGGUACAGCCUGUGCCCAGCCCCAGCCGCUCCAAGUUUUUCCUGCUGACCCCAGUCCCAGUGAGCUCAGAAGGCAAUGGCAUGGAGCACCAGGGGCCCCCAGGAAUGUUGUCAGGGCCAGCCCCUCUGGGACGGACAGGGAGUCCUGGCACCCCCAGACUCCCACUCUGCCUGGCCCUUCCUGGCCACUCUAGGGCCUUGGAGGGCCGAGCAGAAGAGGAAGAGGAGGACAGUGAGGACAGCGACGAGUCUGAUGAGGAACUCCGCUGCUACAGCAUCCAGGAGCCCAGCGAGGACAGCGAGGAGGAGUCGCCAGCAGUGCCCGUGGUGGUGGCCGAGAGUCAGAGUGCACGCAACCUGCGCAGCCUGCUCAAGAUGCCCAGCCUGCUGUCUGAGACCUUCUGCGAGGACCUGGAGCGCAAGAAGAAGGCGGUGUCCUUCUUCGAUGACGUCACAGUCUACCUCUUCGACCAGGAGAGCCCCACCCGGGAACUCGGGGAUCCUUUUCCGGGAGUAAAGGAGUCGCCCCCCGCGUUCCGGGUGGGUAGCCCAGGCUCCCCCAGCCGGCCUCGGCGGACUGAGCGCUCCCCUGACAGCUCCACGGUGGAAGAGGGCAGCAGGUUCGAGUGGGACGAUGACUUCCCUCUGGUGCCGGCCAAGGCGGCCUUAGCGACCACGCUGGACCCGGCUGUGCCAACCCCGGCUGCGCCCCCCACACCAGCUGCGCCCUUUUCACGCUUCACCGUGUCACCCGCGCCUGCGUCCCGCUUCUCCAUCACACAUGUGUCUGACUCGGACGCCCAGUCCUUGGGAGGUGAGGUGCGGAGGGGACAAAAGGGCUUGGUGAGGGGGUGGCCUAGAGGGGUGCCGGUGGGCCAGAGGAAACAGCCCCAUUGAGGCUAGGUACCUUGUCCAGGGCCACACAGCUACCCCCAUCUGACCUUGCCCUCUUAGCAAUGCCUGGCUUCUCCAAAU
This is a messenger RNA of Castor canadensis (American beaver), 5150 nucleotides long. Lineage: Eukaryota; Metazoa; Chordata; Mammalia; Rodentia; Castoridae. The record is from RefSeq and is a predicted model, not a curated record.